Messenger RNA from Macrobrachium nipponense, 7497 nucleotides. RefSeq names its product endoplasmic reticulum resident protein 44-like (gene ERp44). The record is from RefSeq and is a predicted model, not a curated record. NCBI's taxonomy places the organism in Eukaryota, Metazoa, Arthropoda, Malacostraca, Decapoda, Palaemonidae. Gene Ontology annotation, molecular function: protein disulfide isomerase activity. The transcript has 10 exons. The coding region runs from base 109 to 1347 and encodes 412 amino acids. Gene Ontology annotation, cellular component: endoplasmic reticulum-Golgi intermediate compartment; endoplasmic reticulum membrane. Gene Ontology annotation, biological process: protein folding.
AAUUGAUUAGCCGGGGAUUGUGGCAACACUUUCUGAGAAGUCUACGUGUUGUGCAGAGACCAGCUGUUAUCGAAGUGUAUCUGUGGUUAGAGUGUCUCUCUUUUAAAAAUGCAAAAAUUUAACUGUGUUCAAAUGGUUCUCGCGUUUAUUUUGAUGGUGCUGCAGUUUACCCAGAUUCAAGGAGGUGCUCUACAGCUGGAUAAUAGUAACUUCGAUAAUAUUAUUGGCAACAACGAACUUGUGUUUAUAAACUUUUACGCAGAUUGGUGCCGAUUCAGUAAUAUAUUGGCUCCUACUUGGGAUGAAGCUGCUGAUAAAAUUAAACAGGAGUUUCCCGAUGAAGGAAGAGUUGUUAUCGGGAAAGUGGACUGUGAUGCCCAGUCGAGUAUUGCUUCAAGAUUUCACAUAACCAAGUACCCUACCUUGAAACUCCUUCAUAAUGGCCAGGCAUCCAAAAGAGAAUACAGAGGACAAAGAUCAGCAGAUGCUUUUGCAAAUUUCAUCAAAGAGCAGUUAGCUGAUCCAGUGAAGCAAAUUGAGAACCUGGAUGAAGUACAGAACAUUGAGGAAACCAAGAGGACUGUGAUAGGCUACUUUGAAAAUACUGAAGUUCCAGAGUAUGGCAUUUUCCGAAAAGUAGCUAUUAACCUGAAGGAUGACUGUCAGUUUCUUGCUGGCUUUGGAGAAACUGUGCGUAGUAUGCAUCCACCUGGUGAGAGCAUUAUUGCUUUUAAAGCAGGCAUGUCUAAAGAAGAUGAUGCUUUCACUGGAGAUAUCAAUUCCUUUGAUGAAGUAUCAAUUUGGGCAACAGAGCGAUGUAUUCCUCUUGUUCGAGAAAUCACCUUCCAGAAUGCAGAGGAACUUACUGAAGAAGGAUUACCAUUUUUGAUCCUCUUUCAUAAUCCAGAGGAUACUGAGAGCAUCAAGAAAUACACAGCUUUGGUUCAGCAAGAAUUAACAGAUCAAAAGCAGAAUGUGAACUUCUUGACAGCUGAUGGAGUUCAGUUUGCACAUCCUUUGCAUCAUCUUGGCAAAUCUAAGAAGGACCUCCCUCUCAUUGCUAUUGAUUCCUUCAGACACAUGUACCUCUUCCCAGAUUACAGUCAGGCAUAUGUUCCGGGCAAGCUGAAAGCUUUCUUAGCAGAUUUGUACAGUGGGAAGCUUCAUAGAGAAUUCCACUACGGCCCAGACCCUGAAACAACAGAGGAAACAGCACAGAUUGAAGAUAGAUCAGGUGAUGUUAAUCAAGCUCCUAAAGAAAGACCAACAACACCACCGGAGUCAACCUUCAAGAAACUGGCACCUUCAAAGAAUAGAUAUACGCUUUUAGAAAAAGAUGAGCUGUAGAGUAUAAAAAGCUUAGAUGUUCAUAAUCAUUGGGAUAUUUUUAGCACAAGAUUGGUUAAAUUAUUAUAUUUUUAAAAUUUUGGUCUCCAAAUUAAGAAUUCAUUCACUACUGUGCAUGUGAAACGCAUGCUGUGGUGAAAUUUCAUCCAUAAUGAGGGUAGGGAUAAUCAACUGUGAUGUUAGAGUGGGUUUAAAAGUUCUAAGGAGAACUGCAAAUCUAUUUAGAGCUCUGAUAGUAAAUCUUUGUGAUUUUGUGUCAUGACAUUGAAGUGCAUAAACUUAGUAGGUAUUUGUGACCCUUCCAUGCUGUAAGUAUUACCAAAGCUUAUUCACAUCUCAGGAUAUUUUAAAAAUUGUGAAAUAAACUUAAGUGUCAGCUAUUUAAUGUAUUCGUGCGGAGUGUUUGAAUGGCUUUGGUAAAUUGAUAGAAUAAUCAUGGUUCAGUUUGUCAUAUGAUUCUUCACUGGUUAACUUUCAUAUGACUGAACUGAUUUUUAAUAUCAAAGAAAAUUGCAUCUUAUAUAUAUUUGUGCUAAAAAUUUAGAAUCUUUUUGGCCUUACAGCUUCCUAAAUUACUAGUGUACAUUCAACUUCUUACUGCAGUUGAUUUAUAAGCAGAUGUUGAAGCUCUUUUUUUUUUUAUGAAAUGUAAAAUAUUCAGAUAUAGGUAUUUAUGGAGAUUCUUCUGCUAACCUUAUUGGCAUAGCAUUAUUUUUGUGAUUCAGCAGUAAGUGGAGAAGUGGGUGAAUGCAGUGUGUUGACUGACCUGGAUCUGAUGUGUUUGGUAAGUACUUAUGAAUGUAUGUAGACUUCCCCAAGGACUGUACUAUUAUCUUUAUGUAAAAGGUAGUAGAAACAAGUAUCUGAUAUUUUUCAUGAUGCUUGUUGUUUACCCAGAGCACGGUAACUUCGUAACUUGAAACAUCUGAAUAAUUGGUUAAGAGGCAGUAUAGUUUCUAUUUUUGCUACUGCUGUCUCCUUAUCUGUAGAAUACAGUAUAACUGGACAUAUUCUAAUUAGCUGGGUACUUAGUAAUAACAGAGUAUUCUUUUGGUUUUUUCAGAGAUUUGUUAGAAAACUUUUGGGCAAGUGCAUAAAGUGAUUUAGGUUAUAGUUCUUGGUUGAAAUUGACAAAACUUGAAAAAACUGAUAUUCACAAACUUCUUUAUUGUAGUUUCUCAUGUAACUAUUCACUGUACUCUCAAAGUGCUAUUGACAGACAGACAAGGAGCGCCUAUGGUAAAUCAUUUUAUAGUAGCAAGGCAAAAGUAUAUUUGCAAACAUGAAAACUUAAUUUAAUGCUAGUCCAGGAUAUUAUUCAGGUAUAUUACAUAGCACUCUAUCCCUAGCUUAGUGCAGUAUCCCAGUCAUUUCAGUAUUCUUACAGUUACUGUACUAAGUUGAUGAUUGGCUAGAAUUUAUAGGCAAGUUCUGAAGUAGUUUUAUAUUAAGCUAGGAAUAACCUUAUUCAGAAAAUGUGUACAGAUGAAAAAUGAAAACGUGUUGCUUAUGAACAUAUAAACUGCUUGUUUGUACACGUAGUUUAUAACUUAAAAUAAUUUUUCUUUUAGGAGUGAGUGUAGUGCUGUUUAUGAAGAUAAUUAAGCUGACUAUACAACAUACAAGAGAUGUUUUGUUGUACAGAAAUUUUCUUCCAAUAGUGAAUUAAAACAAAAAAGUUAGUUUAAUAGGUUAAAAUUUUUAUAUAGUCUUGCUCUUUGGAAAUUCUCUUAGUACUUAUUUAUAAGGUAGAUUUUCUGAACUUGAAUGUGCUUAAAGGUUUGGUGCUCAGCUUGAAGAUCUCUUAGGAAAUGGAGUCUGUCAAACUUUUAUUAUCCACCUUUAGCUAGAUGCAGAAAGUUUACAUGCAACACUUUGCAUGUUAGGCACGGAAUUGUUAGGAAACAAGACGGCUUCACCUUAUUGGUGUACCUGACAUGGAUUAGAUUGUCAAAAUCCUUGAGAAGUAUAGAUGGCUUGUUAUGAACAGGGAACUACAUAGUUUUUUAAACAGGAUGUUUGUAUAUCAUUACGCAUUGUAAAUUGAUCAACAUUUUGUAACUAAUGUGUUUUCAGGUUGAUUGGUAGUUAGUAGCUUGAGUGCAAGAAUGUUAGUAGAAAGGAAUGUGAAGUGGGUUCCAGGUUAAUCAGAAUGUUGACCUAAAAUGUUUUUGAUUGUUAAUUAUGUAUGUCAUUCAUAUCACUUCAUCUCAUUUCAUCACUUUUUACCAGGAUGGGACUGGUGUCAGUGUGUAAAUUGUCGUCUUUAUUUUGCUCUAGUUCAGCAUUCGGGUUUUGUUUUAUUCUUAUGAAAGACAUCUACGGUGAAUGCCUUCAGUUUUUCCUGUUAUAGUCUUUUUCUCUAUCUUUCCAUAUGAAAAAUUCCAAGUUUAAACUGAUGAGCCACAAAUUAUAUUAGUACUAUGUAAAUGAACUAGAUAGUUUCAUGAGCUCCAUGAAAUAUUUGAGUACUGUUGUGUGUCUCCAGUCACCUUUGACUUUGCAAAAUGGCACACAAAAAUCACAUAGCCAUCAAAUUUUAUUGUUUCUUCUUUUAUUUUUUCAUGCCCUUUUUGUAGAAACUUGCACCAUGAGAAUUUCUAGAGCAUUAAUGAGGACUCUUCAUGCUUUCAUCUGUGGGCCAUAUUAUUGAAUCUUUUGCAGGUAACAUAGAUAAUUAUUUUAAUCACUGGCUUACAUAAUAAGUAGUCAUUUUCAAGCAAAAGUUUUAAUGGUUUGCCCAAAAUCAUCUUCAGUAAAGUCAUAAACAUUGUCAACACUCCAGACUUACUGGUUUGAUAUUUCAGCUUUUUCAUUCUCUAUAUGUACACAGUUUUGUUUUAUUGCAGAGACUGUUUUGUAAAUAAAAUUACUAAUGUAUUAUUUUCACCUCUUGAUAUAUUAGUCUUCAAUAUUUUCUACUGACUUCAGUGUUCAUAUAAUUUCAUCACACAAAAUUUUAAAAGGAGAUUAGAGGAAAAAUUUUAUUUGGGUUUGUCCAAAGAUGACAUGUGGUUAGAUAUCAAUACCAUAUUUUUCUAUGGCUUGUUUUCUUUUACCAUGCAAAGGAGGUGUAUUAUAAAACUGAAAUUGAAGUGUAAUAUUGCAACGUAAACAGUAUUGUGGUUAAAGACAGGUAUUGCUACAAGUCAUGAGUUCUGUGGAAAAACUUAUUCCCCUAUUGGCAAUGGUGAGACUGGUAACCUCCCUUCCACAUUGAAAAAAAGAUUUCUUUGGCCCAGAUUACAAAGAUGAAAGAAACUGUCACCCUUUUAUAUGAUGUACUUGCUGUGGUAAGAUAUUAAAAUGAUAAAACAUGUUAAAGAUACAUUGCAUUUGUCAUGGCUUACUGAUUUGUUGAAAGCACAUUUCCAUCAACACACUUAGUACACAUUGCAGUCAUGAAUAAACUCUUGCAUAUUAUUGCACAUGUCCACAACUCAGUCAAGUUUCAACAUGAUUUUUAUUGCAGAAUGAUCUCAUAGGUCCCAGUGGUUGGCCUUUGGCCUAAAUAUGAUAUCCCAAUCAGUCAAUGUGAGAAAGAAUUGCUGAAUGAGUGAGUUGUUCAGCAUUCAGUAUUAAUAUCAUUAUUAAAAUUGUGCUCAACAGUAAUUCAUGAAAAUUUUAAUCAGACUAAUGAUUCAGUGUUAAACUUAUACAAAUUAUGAAAAGGAUUUGAAUAUCUUAAUAGGAGUGGAAACCUGACUCAAUUUUUUUUUUAUAUAGAAUGUACAUACUUUGGAAGAACUAUUCAAAGUAAGGCUUAUGAAAGCCAAGUAAUGCAUCACCGUAAUUUGGCAAGACAAUAUGUAACUGAUUAGUUUUAAUAUUGUAGUACAGUUGACAGUAAACUGUAGUUUUUGAGUUUGCUGUCUUUAUUUUCAUUGUAGUAAUUUUCAAAGGGUUGCAGCAUACAAAUCAUACUUUCAUUGGUUUUAUGUUGAGUUGUUACCUUAUUUUCUUGGUUAUCAUUUUUAUUUCAAAAGCUAGACUGUCAUUUAGGAAUGGGGUGACAGUGGAAAUUAUGAAGUAAGAUUAUAAUUGUAUGAGCAAAAUUUUCAGUUUUCAAAUAAUGUUUCUAUUUUUGUUUUCAUUUUAAUGGUGUUACAAUGUGCAAUACAAUCCUGUCCUGGUAUUUUGUUCAUAAUUUUUACUUUUGAUGUGGUGCUUUUUAGAAUUUAAUAUGCAUGUAUUAAAGAGAAAGUUGAUAUGAGAUAUUGAAUACAUGAUAAAUUGUCUUGUGGCAGUUUUAAAAUAUUGAAACUAUUUAUCUAGUCUAAGAUUUAAAAAUGUUUUGUCAAAUAUCAGUAUGUAUUAUACACUACUAAUUAAUCAAGUGCUUAACUAACAGAUAUACAAUAUACUGUAUUUUUGUAUAUUUUUUCUCACUAAAUGUAAAUUAUGGAUGGAAGAGAAAAAAAUGAAAUGAAAUGUUGCCGACAAAAUGUCAUUGAUUUCCAGGUUAUGCCAUAAGUGUUCUUCAGUUUAAUGGGCCUAGACUAUGUAUUUUUCAUAUAAAGUACUUCAAAAUUUAUUAAUUUAUUUCAUUGUUCUUGUUAUAUGCAUUGAAAAGUUUUGCAAAACAUGCCAAAACAUUGAUUAGUUGCUCUUGAAUGAUAGACAGUACGUAUUGUUAGAGUAGGUGAUCCUGACAAACUUUUUAUCUGAACAACUAUAGUUUGCAAAGUUGUAAGAUUUGAAUCGGAAUUCCAUUUUGAGAAAAAAUUAAACUACCCUUACAGUCAUCUCCAAUCCUGUAAUAGUCUAUUAGAGAUAUACUUAAAUUUAAAAAGCAUAUUCGUGGUGUUAGUGAAGGCUAUAGUGUAAAAUAGGACAAAAGAUAAGCUGAUAUGGUAUAACAUAAAUAAAAAAAUGUGCAAAACAUAAUAAUUGAAAAUAUGAUUUUUACUGUUUUUCAGCAAUUCUCUGAUUCAUAGUUAUGAAUGUCAAGCAGGUAAUCUAGGGAUGGCAGAAGGGUUUAGUAUACUCUAGCUUCAAAGUGAAGUGAUGAGCACUCUAUGAGUCAAGUACAGUAAAUUGAUAUAAAAAGUCUCAUAGGUUUUGUUUAUAAUACAGAGAGUCAUCUAUUGAAGAGAAUCAUGUUCACAAACAGUUUAGGUUACAUUUAGCAAGACUUUAAAAAACUUGAUGUUUUUAUAUAACAUAGGUCUCCAUAUCUUAAUCUGUGAAUUUGAUAGAGAAAUUUUCUAGUUUGAUCAAAUAUUUGGCUAUAAAUACUAUUUUGUUUAAGUUUUCAGUCUUAAAAUUUGUAAUGGUCAUGUCUGUCUAUUAGUACAGUAUAUUGUUGAUUUUGUGCACUAAUUUUUGAACCGUAUUUUCUUAACCAAUUAAGUAAAUAUCAAAAGCUUGAGGAGUUACCAUGUAUUCCAAAUCAAAUUUUGUAAACUUGAUAACUGACUAUUGGUAUUAUGUACCUACAAUAUUAGGGUACAUUUCUUUUUUCAGGGUAAAACUGUUUACAAUAUCUUUUAGAAAAAUUUAAAUGUUAGUCCUCUUCUUUGAUGAAAUGCAAUAAGUGGUAUGGAAGCAAGUAUAGUAUUGCCUUUUAAGUUUGAUUUAAUGUUGGAGUUGUCUGAUUUCCUUAUUGAAGAUACCUCUAGUUUGGUCAUUUACAAGAUAUUUUACAACUAAUUAAGCAGUUACUCCUCAUUUGACUGGUAUAUUGUAGUUGUUUAAUUUUCAUAAUGGUGUACAGAUAACAUCCAACUAUGUGAUUAUUUUUCAUAUUGCGCUUUAUAUUUUGUUUGAUAUCCUUCAGCAGCAUUUGUUGGAAAACUGCAAAGAAAGUGGACAUCUAUUUUAUGAUUUGCAGUAAGUCAGAUUUCAUAAUUUGCAGUAAGUCAGAUUUCAUAAUUUGCAGUAAGUCAGAUUUUUUAAUCGAUUCAAGUUGUGAUUUUGGCCUUUUGGUGUAUUUUUGUAGUUUUCAUUCUACAAAUAGUUGCAGUACAGUGUAGGGUGGGUUAUUUAUAUGAUUUUGGCUUCUGCUUUGAUUCAUUUGAUACCAUAAAGUGUGUGUUGCACCCUGUACAAAAUCAUUCCAUUGCUCACUUUUCUGAGCUGUAGGUUUAAAACUGUGUUCAUCUUGAAAAUGGUGAAAGUUUGAUAACUGAAUAAAGUUAAAAUUUCCAA